AUGAAUUCUUACCCCACAGUGCAAUUUAUGGAACCACCGGUGACUGAAAUCAUCGAAAUGGAUAUUGAUGACACUAGUCAAGCACAAUCAUUGACAAGCUCAACAGGUCCUUGGAUGAGAGAGAAAUGUCCGAUGUUUGAUGACUUGUAUCUUGGCCUGGACUAUGAUGUGGAGUAUGAAUCCAUGCCCCUGCAGAUCAGUCAGGAGCUAUAUCUCAGCCCAGAAGACAACUUCAAUGGUGUGAUUGGUGUGCCUGAGCCUUCCCACUGUGCGAGCAGUGAUCCCCCAGGCCAAGUCAUCAGUCCAGCACUGUACCUUGGGCCAGAUGACAUGUCCGAUGAACCCAUGCAAUCUUUGAAUCCAACAACUGCCAAAUGCCUUCCAGCAUGUCCGGCCCUUGACAAUGAAGAGCUCUAA
Messenger RNA from Suillus paluster, 417 nucleotides. RefSeq lists its product as uncharacterized. NCBI's taxonomy places the organism in Eukaryota, Fungi, Basidiomycota, Agaricomycetes, Boletales, Suillaceae. The record is from RefSeq and is a predicted model, not a curated record. The coding region runs from base 1 to 417 and encodes 138 amino acids. The transcript is spliced from 3 exons.